AUGGUGACAUUCAACGGGACGACAACAUCAGAGAAAGGUGAUGGUGCUGAAACCUUGCUGAAAAACCCAAAGGCUGAAAACAUAUCAGUACCUAUAGGAGUUAUGUUAAAAAAAACGAAGCCUGAAUCCAAAUUUGAAGGUUCUGAAGAUCCUGAUGCCUUAAUAGCAGAAAAAGAAAUGAAAAUGUUCGAGUCUAAAAAUACAACAAUAACAAUACUUCACUCUUCACCAGUAGCGGCUCAUGUCCUGGUAUCUUGUACCAAUUCCUCUUAUUACCAAUAUCCUCAGAGUAAGUAUGAUAUAAUACCAAUUCCUCUCAUUACCAAUAUCCUCAGAAGUAAAUAUGAUAUAAUACCAGUUCCUCUUAUUAUCAAUAUCCUCAGAGAUCUACCAUCUAUUACAACAUUGGAGCUGUUACCACGAAGAUCUCUGUCUGUGCUACGUGGAGUGGGACUAAGAAAGGAUCAUCUGAUCAUCCAAACCAGAGGCCUGUACCUGAUUUACAGUCAGAUUUAUUUCAAGGUCAUUCGGGGGACCAACUGGCCAUUGAGACUGAAUUUACUGUGUCAUAUAGUAGAAAGAUACAACCGGCGAAUACCAAACGAUGGAAUAGAGAAACUUCUUCAGAAUAUGUAUACUCUACCUAAGAGAGCCCCCGGGAACACCAUGUUUGAUUUUCACACUAGUUAUAUAUCUGGUGUGUUUGAGAUGGAGGUCAAUGAUGAGGUGUAUGUCAGAGCCUUACUUGAAGAUGACAUAGCAAGAGACCCCACUUCCAACUAUCUGGGACUGGUUAAAUUGGGUGGGUAG
Lottia gigantea (owl limpet) is the source of this 810-nucleotide messenger RNA. RefSeq lists its product as hypothetical. Gene Ontology annotation, cellular component: membrane. Gene Ontology annotation, biological process: immune response. The record is from RefSeq and is a predicted model, not a curated record. Gene Ontology annotation, molecular function: tumor necrosis factor receptor binding. The transcript is spliced from 5 exons. NCBI's taxonomy places the organism in Eukaryota, Metazoa, Mollusca, Gastropoda, Lottiidae. Bases 1 to 810 code for a protein of 269 amino acids.